AUGACAACUUUGCAACUCCCCCAAACACUUCAAUUUGCUAGUGAAACAUAUCAACCGGGUGGAACCAACAAUCCAAAUCGUCAAUAUCGCCAUCACCAUCACCAUCACCAUCACCAUAGCAGACUAUUUUCUGCAUCAGCAACCCUUCCUAUACCAGUUGGCUCGCCAAAGUUGGCCUUGAUGAAAGUGAAUCAAGAGACUGUCCCUGAAGAUGGCACCUUGCAUGAUUAUGCAACUGUUAUCAUGGAUGUAUUGGAGUGCUACUUGGAACCUUCACCAACAUUAGAGGAGAAGUUGACUAUGUUGGAGGAGGAAGCAACCCAAGAAAUGAACGGGAGUGUAGUGGGAAAUGAGAAGUUGAUUGCAUUAGAUGAGGGACUUGAAGCUACUCCUGCUGCCGCAUAUGAUGACAAAUUGGAGCACGGUACAGAAAAGCAGGUCAGUGCCAUUAAGCAAAAUCGCAACCAGAACUCAUUCCUCAACAACUUGAGAUUAAAUUCGUUAUUCCAUCCUGCUGGUUCCUCCAUGUAUGAUUUUGAAUUGAACAACAAGCCUUAUUUUGCUCAACCAGCUACUGCAAACUACGUGCAUCCACAAAGGCAGCAGCAACAGCAACAGCAACAGCAACAGCAACAGCAACAGCAACAGCAACAGCAACAGCAACAGCAACAGCAACUGCAGGGACUUGAAAUUGGCUCUCAGCUCGAAUACGGCAGUAUAAGAUCCUACAAUUCUACCAUUUCGGCCCAACCUAAAAAGAUGCAUAGGAAGCACCGCAAGAUGAACAAACGGGUGAAAUCAUUUACUCAAAGGGUCAAGAAUGAGGAUGUAUCUCAUCGUUUGGCCGAUUUGUUUCAAGAUGAUCAUGAUAUUUGGGCAAAGGAAAAAGAGGACAAUGGUUUGCUGUUUGCUGAUGACGACGAAGAUGUUGAUGAUUAUGCAUCCAGGACUGGCUCUUAUUGUGAACAUUGUAACGAGAGUUCCAAACGCAGGGUUGUUAUCAAAGAACUGGAUAAUGAGUACAUUUAUCCCACUCCUACAAUCACUAGCUUCAAAAGGAUUUUCAGUCGCAGAUUCCAUAUUUUCAAACAUCACGCAAUGUAA
Messenger RNA from Lodderomyces theae, 1104 nucleotides. RefSeq lists its product as uncharacterized. The coding region runs from base 1 to 1104 and encodes 367 amino acids. The record is from RefSeq and is a predicted model, not a curated record. The transcript has a single exon. NCBI's taxonomy places the organism in Eukaryota, Fungi, Ascomycota, Pichiomycetes, Serinales, Debaryomycetaceae.